Rhizoctonia solani is the source of this 1353-nucleotide messenger RNA. Its product is annotated as RINGv domain protein. The coding region runs from base 1 to 1353 and encodes 450 amino acids. The record is from RefSeq and is a predicted model, not a curated record. Gene Ontology annotation, molecular function: zinc ion binding. NCBI's taxonomy places the organism in Eukaryota, Fungi, Basidiomycota, Agaricomycetes, Cantharellales, Ceratobasidiaceae. The transcript is spliced from 7 exons.
AUGUCUGCCCCAACCACCUGCUGGAUAUGCAUGGAAGAAGAAACACACCCGAUAACUCCAUCCGAUAAACCUCGGUGGAUACACCCCUGCAAAUGUACCUUGAUCGCCCACGAAAUAUGUCUUCUUACUUGGAUUUCCGAGUCCACCGCGCCUGGGGGUUCCACUUCCGCCAAUGCCACGUGCUGUCCCCAAUGUAAGACGCCGUACCAAAUCAUUAGCAACAAGUCAACUCUCUUGGCACUCAUGAACUUGGUCGAAAUGGGGGGCGCGGUUGUUCGCAAGGUCACCAUGUUCAACGGGAUCUUCUUUGGACUACUCAUCCCAGCGACUGCAUAUGGAGCCAUCACAGCGCGUUUAAUCUUGGGGCACGAGAUGUACUCAUUCCUGAUCGGGAAUAACCCAUUCCAAUGGUCAUAUGCGACCCUGGUCCACUUGCCAUUCAUCUCCUUGGCCUUCCAAGGUACCCAGGUCACACAGGCCCGAUCUUUGCUUCAGAUCAUGUGCAUUUCUUUGCCAAUGCUAGCUUACGACUCGGCCGGAUCGCCUUCCCCAGCAUCUAUCUUCUCCUAUCCUCCAAGUCCUACAGUCGUGUUGGCAUUCCUGCCAUGUGUCCAAGCAGCAUACGGCUUCGCCAAACAAAAGCUCUUUGACAUUGGUGCCGAGGCAAUCAUCCGUUUCGCCGCAUACCGAAUCAGAAGGCGCCUCCAACAGCACCAGGACACUCUCCGCAGACGCAGGCCCAACAGCCGCCAGAUAUCCGAAUCCGAAAUACAAGGCAUCAAUCAAGACCUCGACGAUAUACAGGCCCAGCAACAACAGAUCGCCCAACAUGCUCCCGAAGUUGCCCCUGCUCGAGCAGAGCCAGCUGCAGUGGGAGAGCGCCCGCCCGUUUCGUUCUUGUUCACUACCACUUUGAUGUUUCCGUUUAUCUCCUCUGCUGCUGGUACUGUCCUCAACAUACUGUCCGAGCGGUCUCCGGCAGUCAGGACGCUGAUUGGACUGCGUAAGGAUGGGAUCGACCGGCGGUUCUCGCGGCCCAUCGCAUCAGUGACUGGACUUGGGUUCGGCGGUGGCGGAUUCUUCGAUCGGCUCAGUGUUGCUACCGGCUUUGGGCACUCGGAGGGUAGACUGGUGCUGAGGAGGGGAUGGAGUUGGGAUGAGUUUGAGCCGGUGUGGUGGCGCAACGUACUUGGGUAUGCGAUAUAUGUGGUGAUCCACGACGCAUGGGACUUGGUAUAUGCGUGGCUACGCGUUACUGAGCGCAGGUCGAGGAAAAUUGUCGACCGUGCGUUUGAAGGUGUGGAUCUGGGAUCGCUGGACUUGAGAGAGUCGUGGAGGCUUGAUGGGAACUGA